AACGUGUGCAGGAACUAGUAAUUUAUUAACGGAUGAAAAGUCACAAAAACACGGAGCCGUGAGCCUCUUCCAAUUCUCCUCCGGUAAGAGAGGCCGUCCAGGUGUAAGGGUUUCUUCAAAGCCGGCCUAAUAAAAGGCAGACGCUUGUCCUCCGAUUUCGCGUCUCUGUUCGGAUUGCUAUCUCUAAACUUCUUUACUUAUUUGCGUCUUGCCGUCGAAUUAGGUUCAGAUUUUCUUGGCCCGUUCUUUGCUUCCGAUCAGACCCUAGGGCUUUCUCAUAAUCUUUAAGCAUUCGGUUCAAAAUCUCAUUAAAUUUGUGGGUUCCGUUUCCGGCUUUCAGGAAUUCCGCUUUAAUCAAAUCGCAGCUGUCUGUAUGAACUAGGGUUGUUGAAUUUUGAAUUUGUCGCGCUUCUUGUACAAUGCCGCCGUUCUUGCCUACCUCAAAGGCGGUGGGUUCGAUUUUAUUGCGUCAAAGUGUGAUCAGACAUUUGACAGGGUCUACCAAGAACUGCGGGCCGUCGUGGAAAGCCAAUCGGAUCCAAUGCUUGAGUAGCAUUGCGGGGAUCGAGACCCCGUUAGGCCAUAGUUCUACUGGGGCUCACAAGGAUUAUAAUUUUUCGUUGGGAAGCGUGUUUAGCGGUAGUGGUGUUCAAACAAGGCGAUUUCUUGGUUGCGGAGAUGGGGAAGAAGGCAAUGUUUUAUCCAAAGUAUACGAGGAGAGGCGUGUUUUAGGGUACUCUCCAGAACAGUUGUUUGAUGUGGUUGCCGCAGUGGACUUGUAUGAAGGUUUUGUCCCUUGGUGUCAGCGAUCACAAGUAAUGCAACGCCAUCCUGAUGGAUCAUUUGAUGCUGAGUUGGAGAUAGGUUUCAAAUUUCUUGUUGAAAGUUACGUUUCACAUGUAGAACUAAUCAGACCAAAGUCUGUAAAGACAACUGUGUCAGAAAGUUCCCUUUUUGACCAUUUGAUAAACAUUUGGGAAUUUAAUUCGGGGCCAAUUCCAGGAACCUGCAACCUAUAUUUCUUGGUUGAUUUUAAGUUUCAGUCUCCACUGUAUCGACAGGUGGCCUCAAUGUUCUUUAAGGAGGUGGUUUCUCGCCUUGUUGGUUCAUUCAGUGAGCGCUGCCGUCUGGUGUAUGGACCUGGAGUCCCAAUUCUUGAGAACUCUUAUGAGCAAAGUGUGUGAAAAUUUAUUUUGUUCAAGCAGGCCUGCUGGGGAACCUCCGUGCGGUACCAUUCCAAUCACACAGCUGAAUAUAAAUCCAAUAUUGUCAUAUAAUAUAUAUUCAUUGAGUAGUCCCUGUUUUGUUGCUGCUGCGUGACCCUGCCCAUUGCUAUUGAGCUUUGGGAAUUGUAACUUGGAGUAUGAAAAUCUCAUUUAGCCAUCUCAUUUAAUUAAAUUUAUAUUUUAGUUGAUUGUUUUCCAA
Malania oleifera is the source of this 1425-nucleotide messenger RNA. RefSeq lists its product as uncharacterized. The record is from RefSeq and is a predicted model, not a curated record. The transcript is spliced from 4 exons. Bases 420 to 1184 code for a protein of 254 amino acids. Gene Ontology annotation, molecular function: ubiquinone binding. Gene Ontology annotation, biological process: cellular respiration; ubiquinone biosynthetic process. Lineage: Eukaryota; Viridiplantae; Streptophyta; Magnoliopsida; Santalales; Ximeniaceae.